ACAAACAAAACACGCAGUUUUCGUGAUGCUGUUUUCAUGUGAAUUUUUGUGAGAUUUAAACCAGUGAAAAACCAUGUCCAGUGAUAAGAUAAUCUUCAGACAUGAAGACCCACAUGGUCAGGGAGAUCUCUAUUUUGUGUGGCAGACUGGCGGUUCCGGUGUCUUGCUUGCCACAACUGGCAGUGACGGCACCAUUGCCAUCUUCAAUCGUCAAGGCCAGAUGCAACAUCGCAUAGUCCUUCAAGGACUCUGCUGCGGCUUUGGUUGGGAUGCUGAUGGAGAUAUUCUAGGCGUUAUUUGUCUGGGAACAUCUCAGUUGUUGCUUUGGGAUGCAAAUACGCAAAAGAAGCAACUGGUUGAUAUUGGUUUGAGGGACACUCCUACAUGCAUCAUGUGGGCUAAACAGGGUCAGGUUGUUGCAGUUGGUACGACUCGUGGAAAUUUGGCAAUCUACAGUAAUCAAACUACAAGGAGAAUUCCUGUUUUGGGGAAGCAUGCCAAGAGAAUUUCUUGUGGAGUUUGGUCGAAGGAAAAUAUCCUUGCACUGGGAAGUGAUGAUAAGACUCUUUCUUUAAGCAACGAUGAAGGAGAUUCACUGAGAGUGGUUCAGUUAAGAGACCUGCCGAGUGAUAUGCAUUUUGCUGAAAUGAAGACAGACGAACGCGUACCGGGAGAGAACACCAUCAGUGUGAUCCUGGGAAAGAGGACGCUGUAUCUUUAUCAUCUGCCGGAGCCUGAUUCUCCCACAGAAUUAGGUUUCCAGCAGAGAUAUGGAUCUCUGUUGCAGCAUAAGUGGUUUGGUGAUGGUUACAUCCUGUUGGGUUUCUCUCUGGGUCACGUUGUUGCUAUAUCAACUCAUCCACGCGAGGUUGGACAGGAACUGUGGCAAGUUAAGAAUCACCGAGAUACCCUAACUGGUCUUGCGGUAAGUCCUGUCCUUAGAAUGGUGGCUUCAUGUGGUGACAACAGCAUCAAAGUGCACGCUAUGAGUAAUCUUCAGGAGACUGCUAAGAUUCUUCAGCUCCCUGAUCAUACUGCAGCUCGUGGUAUCGAUUGGAGUACUGAUGGUCAGCUUCUGGCUGUUGCAACAGCUCAAGGUGGUCUCUGUGUCUUUGUGACGCAGUUGCAUUCGCUUAGUGCUGUGUGUGCGCCUCGGGUUGCACUGCUGAGCAGUUUAGCUGAAGUUACUAUCUUCAGUUGCAAUCCCGAGAGAAUCCGCACUGCUCCAGCCGUAGUAAAUCUCGAAGUAGAGCCUUCAUUUAUUGGACUAGGACCACAACACUUAGUUUGUGGAAUGAACAAUCACGUGUGGUUUUAUGAUCUUGGACGCUCACUUCGCGAUGGAGCAUUGUUGCUUGGUGAUCGGGAGUAUAUGUCUGAAGUUAAAGAUGUUCGUUUAACUGCAGACUUUUGUGCUGUGCUCUGUGGUCGCCAUGCUUUGCUACAUCCGAUCGAGAGUACCCCCAGUGAAAAUACUGAACGUCGGGAUCCUAAGCAGUUUCCCGAUGACAUAACAGGAAUGCAGGAUGCUGUAAUAACAAGCAUUUCUUUAGUUGGUGAUUUUUUUGCUUUCGCUACGGACUUGGGUGCUAUUGUGCACUUUUCUCUAGAACAGUGGGGUAGGUCGGUGACAUUUAGACAUGCUGUUGGAAUCAGAAGUCUCUAUGCAGACGCAGAUGGAACUCGUGUUGUGGUGAUAGAUGAUCACGAUGCUGGGUUCUUGUAUUCGCCAAUGUCUGAGGACAUGCUGCAAAUACCUGAGUUUCCUAAGCAGUGCUUGACUGUUUUGUGGGAUUGCCUGCAACCACAAGUCUUUGUGGCUUGCGGAAAUAAGCUUGCAAUUACCUACGUUCACGUUAGGCAUUCGGUGUCCAAGGCUCAUGUCAUUAAGGUUGGCGAGACUCGCCUGUUACCAGAUCAAACACCACUCUUACUUUUCGAUGGAGAACUAAACUUGGGUGUUGCUGGUGGAGGUCUUUCUACCCUCACUCUAAGUACACAUCGCGUUGCUCCAGAAUCCGAAGAUCGUUUGCAGAAUGUUCUACGUCUCAGGAAAUUUGCAGCAGCUUGGGACAUUUGUUGUGACUUAAAUGAUCGUGAACAGUGGUUGAGGUUAGCAAAAGCCGCUUUGGCAGAUCUAGAAGUGGCAUUUGCUAUUCGGGUUUUCAGACGUGUCUGCUUCCCAGCCAUGGUGUUCGCUCUGGAAGAGUUACUGGUAAUUGAAGAUCGUAGUUUUCUAGCUGGUAGAUGUGCCCAACUGCUUGAUAUGGCAGAUGAGGCAAAGAGACACUUUGCGCGAAGUAUUGCACCCAGGGAGGCUCUUGAACUGUGUAGGGAUCUCCUUCAAUGGGAAGAAGCUAUGGCGUUGGCCGAAAAUAUUGAUCCAGAAAGUGUUCCUGGGAUAUCAAGGGAAUAUGCAGGACAGUUGGAAUUUGGUGGAUCUCAUGCAGAGGCCUUAGCUCAUUACGAGAAGGCACUGCAGAAUGGUAAUCAUUCACAGGAACAUGUAAAUCUCUGCAGAGCUGGAAUUGCGAGGACUUCCAUCAAAAACAGAGAUUUCCGAAGAGGGAUUCAACUGGCGUUGGAGUUGGGUGAGAGGCACUUGCUGAAUGACUGCGGGGAGUCUCUGGAGAGUCUGGGGCAGUUGUCUGAUGCUGCGAUGUUAUUUGAGAAGGCUAGAAAUUGGGACAGUUGCUGUGGAUUGUACAUUCAGCUGAAGAAUUGGGUGAAGGUGGAUGAGUUAUUGAGCAGAGUGACAAGUUUGAAGCUGCAUGCAGCUUAUGCCAAAGCUCGAGAGGCUGAUGGGAAAUUCCAAGAUGCCAUUAGGGGAUACAUUGCAGCUGGGGAUCUUGACAGUGUGGUCAGGAUAUAUAUUGAACAGCUGAGUGAUCCCCAUGCGGCUUCGGAAAUUGUCUUGGAAACCCGAUCAGUUGAGGCUGCCAAGAUGCUGGCAAGGUUUUAUCAGCAAAUUGGGGACACAGAGUCUGCAAUUCAGUACUUGAUCCUGUGUGGAUCAGUACAGGAAGCAUUUUCCUUGGCUGAAAGAAGGAACAAAGUAAGGGAGUUUGGAGAACUCCUUGAGCAAUAUGAUGGUGCUAAGUCUGAAGAUUUCUUGGUCUUGGCACAGCAUUUUGAAACUGAGAAGUAUACUCUACUCAGUGGAAAAUACUACUUCCUAGCCAAGAUGUAUUCCAAAGCUCUGAAGCACCUUCUGAAAGCUUCAGCUUUUAGUAAUGAGGAGAAUGUUGCUCUUUCUCUGGCUAUUGAUUGUGUGGCAUCUGCAAAUGAUGAUCAACUCACGACUCAACUUAUUGAGUUCCUCUUGGGUGAAUCCGAUGGGGUUCCGAAAGAUCCAAAACUCCUUUUUCGGCUGUAUAUGGCCAAAAGAGAGUUUCGGGAGGCUGCAAAAGCAGCAGUUAUUAUUGCAAAUCAAGAACAAUUGGCUGGGAAGUACAGAAGUGCCCAUAAUCUUCUGUUUUCGAUGUAUCAAGAACUAAAAAGAAAUGGUUUGAGUGUCAUGGCGGACAUGAAAACUAGUUUAGUUCUUCUUCAUCGAUACAUCCUUGUGAGAAUUCACGUUCAGCUUGGAGAUCAUCUUCAGGCAGCUAAACUGUUAGUUCAAGUAGCCACUAACAUUUCACAAUUUCCUUCACAUGUGGUGCAAAUUCUAACGUCCACCGUUAUCGAAUGCCAUCGAGCUGGUCUUCGGGCAUCGGCCUUUACGUUCGCCUCGACUUUGAUGCGUCCGGAGUAUCGAAGUCAGAUUGAUGAGAAGUAUUCGCGGAAAGUGGAAGGAAUUGUCAGGAAGGCUCCACGGGGUAUCAAGGAGUUGUCCGAUGAGGCAACUCUCGAAAUGACUCCCUGUGCUGCCUGUGGAGUACAAUUGCUGGCCAUGGAGACUACUUGUCAUCAGUGCAAGACCACCCUACCCAUCUGCAUAGCAACUGGGCAGCAUUUGGUGUCCGAGGAUGUUGUAGCGUGUCCGGAAUGUGACUUUCCGGGGGUUAAAGAGGCAAUGGUUAGGGUGUUUGAUGCCACAAAUUCUUGCCCAAUGUGCGGAGAAAAUGUGGAUUCCAACAAACUGAAAGACAUUGACGAUGUAUCCUUGUAUUUGUCCACUUAAUUUAAAAAUGUGUUCUCUCCACUUGUAAAAGUUUUUAAGCAAUUUGUGCAGUUGUUCUUUUCCGUCCACAAAACAGAAAUAUUUAAUUAUCUUUAUUUGAGCAUGAAGAAACAAUAAAUUAUUUGUCAAACUAA
Phlebotomus papatasi is the source of this 4257-nucleotide messenger RNA. RefSeq names its product WD repeat-containing protein 19 (gene Oseg6). Gene Ontology annotation, biological process: cilium assembly; intraciliary retrograde transport. Gene Ontology annotation, molecular function: protein binding. Lineage: Eukaryota; Metazoa; Arthropoda; Insecta; Diptera; Psychodidae. Gene Ontology annotation, cellular component: intraciliary transport particle A; cilium. The transcript has 6 exons. The record is from RefSeq and is a predicted model, not a curated record. Bases 74 to 4123 code for a protein of 1349 amino acids.